This is a messenger RNA of Medicago truncatula (barrel medic), 1556 nucleotides long. RefSeq names its product mitochondrial phosphate carrier protein 3, mitochondrial. Gene Ontology annotation, molecular function: phosphate transmembrane transporter activity. Gene Ontology annotation, biological process: mitochondrial phosphate ion transmembrane transport. Gene Ontology annotation, cellular component: mitochondrial inner membrane. The coding region runs from base 218 to 1297 and encodes 359 amino acids. The transcript is spliced from 6 exons. NCBI's taxonomy places the organism in Eukaryota, Viridiplantae, Streptophyta, Magnoliopsida, Fabales, Fabaceae. The record is from RefSeq and is a predicted model, not a curated record.
UCUCUACUCUUGAAUUAAUUUUUCUCUUCUCCUAACUCUCUCCCUUCAUAUACUCACACGUACACUCAAUUUCCAACAACUCCUAACCACAAACAUUCCCAUUUUGUCGCUAAUAUUAUUACUACGUACUUCUCUUCCACUCAAACAACCAUUUUCUACCUUUUAAUUUGUUUCUUAGAGACAUAAACACAAAAACACACUCACACAUAAUCAAACAAUGGCUUUGUUUGACCAAUCAUCUCGUCACUCUCUUGUCCCCGUAUAUCUUUACUCAUCAAAUGCACUCUCUUGUCCCAUUAAUCAUGCAGGGUUGCCAACAUCAUCGCAUUCUUCAUCACUACCACCACACGACUAUACUAGGAAAAAUGUUCCUAUGAUCCCUUCGCCAAACGAGGGAAUCCGCAUGUUUUCUCCUUCUUACUAUGCUGCAUGCAGUGCCGGUGGCGUUUUCAGCUGUGGUCUUACACACAUGGCUGUCACUCCUCUUGAUCUCGUCAAGUGCAACAUGCAGAUUGACCCUGCAAAGUAUAAGAGCAUCAGUUCAGGAUUUGGAGUUUUACUUAAGGAGCAGGGUGUUAGAGGUUUCUUCAAAGGCUGGGUGCCAACUUUGCUUGGUUACAGUGCUCAAGGAGCAUGCAAGUUUGGAUUUUACGAGUUCUUCAAAAAGUAUUACUCAGAUCUUGCUGGACCAGAGAAUGCAGUCAAGUACAAAACUUUCAUAUAUCUAGCUGGUUCUGCUUCAGCAGAAGUUAUUGCUGAUUGUGCACUUUGUCCUAUGGAGGCUGUCAAAGUUCGUGUACAAACUCAGCCUGGCUUUGCUCGUGGUUUGUCUGAUGGGUUACCCAAGUUUGUCAAGGCUGAUGGUGUUUCUGGGUUGUAUAAAGGACUUGUUCCUCUUUGGGGCCGUCAGAUACCAUACACAAUGAUGAAAUUUGCUUCGUUUGAGACUAUUGUGGAGAUGAUCUACAAACACGCCAUUCCAACCCCCAAAGAUCAAUGCAGCAAAAAUAAGCAGCUUGGAGUGAGUUUUGCAGCAGGAUAUGUUGCAGGUGUACUGUGUGCAAUUGUUUCACACCCUGCUGAUAACCUCGUUUCCUUCCUCAACAAUGCCAAGGGAGCCACUGUUGGCGAUGCAGUGAAGAAGAUAGGGGUAGUUGGUCUUUUCACUCGUGGCCUUCCUCUUCGUAUAGUUAUGAUUGGAACACUAACUGGUGCUCAGUGGGGUCUCUAUGAUUCAUUUAAAGUAUUUGUAGGGCUGCCAACUUCUGGUGGAGCUGCUCCUGCACCUACAAAAUAGAAACCAUUCAAACAACACAUGCCUGGUUAUGCAGAAGAGAAUUUAUUUUGACAGACAAAUAAUGUUAGGUUUUUAAUGCUCCUUAGCUAUAGCAGCUUUACCAAAAAAAAAGGCAUUUAGUAUAUUAUUAAGAGAAUUUUCAAAUUUUAUCGUUCAUUUAACUUUUUUCAAUUGGUAUUUCAAUAUGUUUGCCUAGUUGUCAAUGUAACAAUAGGUUUGAAAUUUUCUAAGUUAACUACAUAUAUAAUCUUGAAGUUGG